Molecule: messenger RNA, 3336 nt
Organism: Perognathus longimembris pacificus (Pacific pocket mouse)
Lineage: Eukaryota; Metazoa; Chordata; Mammalia; Rodentia; Heteromyidae
Gene: Dnajb14
Product: DnaJ heat shock protein family (Hsp40) member B14
Exons: 8
Coding region: 127-1266 (379 amino acids)
Biological process (GO): cellular response to misfolded protein
Cellular component (GO): endoplasmic reticulum membrane
Molecular function (GO): Hsp70 protein binding
Source: RefSeq, a predicted model, not a curated record
CUCGCCGCCGCCCGCCGCCGCCGCCGCCGCACGCCCCCUCCCGGGCCCGCCUCGCCUCCUCCGCCGCGGCGGCGGCUUCUCCCCGCGUAGCUGCGCUACCGGAGGAAACGGAAGAAGGCGCCCGCCAUGGAGGGGAACCGGGAUGAGGCGGAGAAAUGUGUCCAGAUCGCACGGGAGGCCCUGGACGCCGGCAACCGCGACAAGGCCCAACGCUUCCUGCAGAAGGCCGAGAAGCUAUACCCGCUGCCCGCGGCCCGCGCCCUGUUGGAGAUAAUUAUGAAAAAUGGAAGCACUGCUGGAAGCAGCCCUCAUUGCCGAAAACCACCAGGAAGUGGUGAUCAGAGCAAGCCUAACUGCACCAAGGACAGCACUUCUGGCAGUGGUGAGAGCGGGAAGGGCUAUACCAAAGACCAAGUGGAUGGAGUACUCAGCAUAAACAAAUGUAAAAACUACUAUGAAGUACUUGGAGUUACAAAAGAUGCUGGUGAUGAAGAUUUGAAAAGAGCUUAUAGAAAGCUUGCUUUGAAGUUUCAUCCAGAUAAAAACCAUGCACCUGGAGCAACAGAUGCUUUUAAAAAGAUUGGAAAUGCCUAUGCCGUUUUAAGUAAUCCAGAGAAACGAAAACAGUAUGACCUCACAGGCAAUGAAGAACAAGCCUGUAAUCACCAAAACAAUGGCAGAUUUAAUUUCCACAGAGGCUGUGAAGCUGAUAUCACUCCAGAAGACUUAUUCAAUAUAUUUUUUGGUGGGGGAUUUCCUUCAGGUAGUGUGCAUUCAUUUUCAAAUGGCCGUGCUGGCUAUAGCCAUCAACAUCAACAUCGACACAGUGGACAUGAAAGAGAAGAAGAACGAGCAGAUGGAGGUUUUUCUGUGUUUAUCCAGCUGAUGCCCAUUAUUGUAUUGAUCCUGGUGUCAUUAUUAAGCCAAUUGAUGGUCUCUAAUCCUCCUUAUUCCUUAUAUCCUAGAUCUGGAUCAGGGCAAACAAUUAAAAUGCAGACUGAAAACCUGGGCGUUGUUUAUUAUGUCAACAAGGACUUUAAAAAUGAAUAUAAAGGAAUGUUACUACAGAAGGUAGAAAAGAGUGUAGAAGAAGAUUAUGUGACUAAUAUUCGAAAUAAUUGCUGGAAAGAAAGGCAACAAAAAACAGACAUGCAGUACGCCGCCAAAGUAUACCGCGAUGACCGACUGAGAAGGAAAGCCGAUGCCCUUAGCAUGGACAACUGUAAGGAGCUGGAGCGGCUCACCAGUCUCUAUAAGGGAGGAUGAACUGGAAUUCAUGUUUAUACCUUUUAGUAUACUAUUUAUGGUUUCUGUAAAUUUAGUUUCAUCAUGAGAGCUGAAGAAAAAGAUUUGAUAUUAAAAACUCAACUGAGUAGUUGGUUCCUGAAAUCCUGGACUAUUUAUGACCUAUUAUUGGCUUUUUUAAGUCAUAAGAACUGAAGACUAAAAUUAUUAACAUUUCAGUAUGCAUCUGCAAUUAUUUUUCAUCUUAAAAGCUUCUAUGAUUCCUAACUAAAAAUGUCUGAGAGGAUUAUCACACCUGUAGCAAUUUCCAGUUUUAGUGAUUUACCCAUUAUUUCCCUCAUCAUGUAAAUACUUAUGAAAUGAUCAUUUUGUGUACAAUACAGGUAUUGCCUUUUUAUUUAUUUUAGUGUUUAGCUUCAUGAGACACCUAUUUAAGUUGAUGGAAUACAUGCUGUAUGACACAGUAACAUUUUCCCCGCUAGGUGUUGAGUAUAUGGAGCUUAAACAGUGAUACUUUUUUCAACCAGAAAAAAAAAUCCCCAGUUUUAAGUAAAAUCUUAUAGCAUUAUCUCCUUAGAAAAAAGCGAUAUUUUAAAUAUUACCAUUAUAUCCUGAAUACAUAUUGAGAUAAAUGAGCUGAGUAUGACUUUGCUCUUUAGUUUCAUGAAUUGCUAAGCCAUACAUAGAAACAACAUGCAAUACUUACAGAUUUUCAAGAAAAUAUGAAGAGUUGUCAACAGAGAAUUAUAGUUAUUCCAUUUGCAAUUCCAGUAACUAAAACUUAGCCCCAAGUGUUUCUUUACCCUGCCUUUGAAGGCUGCUAGAGUUUAUGAAGAAAAGGACUAACUUUUCCCCCAUGGAAAUCUGCAUUCCUUAGUGACCAUUUUAUGCAGGAUUCAAAAGCAAGUAGAUUCUUCUAUGAAUAAGUAAUGACAAGAAUUACUAUGAACAUACAGCUUUGUGCCUUUUACUGCUGACUCCUAAGUAAAUAAGUAUAUUUAUAGUCACUGACUGACCAGAGCAUGAUUGGUUUGGCCACAUGCAACAGUGAGCAGUAACAGUGACAUAGCAAGGCAUCCGUUAAAAAUUCAGAGCUAAAAUCUAUUCUCCAAUGAGCAUUUUGGUUAAUCUUAUAGGAAUAAGCUCCUUAUAAUUAAAUCCAUAGAAUAAAUUAGGAAAAAAAGAGUAAGAAGUCAGUUUUGGGUGCCUAUAUAUUAGAUAUGAAACUAUUUGAUUUGUUCUGUUUAACAGUUGUAUUGUUUUAAUGAUUUUGCUUCAUACAGUUAAUGAAACAUUAAAUAUUUUUGGUAGACUUUUUUUUGCAAGUGAGAAUAUGCUAGGUAGACUGGCUUUGUUAUUUUGUUUAAAGAAUUUUUCUAGGUCUAGUUGACUCAUGGAAUCUGUUGAAUAAAACCACUAUGAUAAUCUCUUAAAAAUGUUCUCUUCUAUCCCCUUUUCCAUGAAGGUCAAUAGAAAUGUUUAAGUUAGCAGCUGCAACUAAACUUCUUGUCCUAGAAAAACCUAAACCUUUUCUUGAGCCUAUACAAUAAGUUUUGUUUAUUUACAAGUAAGAUUAUAGUUGCAAUUAAUUUUGAAAGUUGAAAUGUAUCAGAAAGUUUGUAUAAAUUUGAAUGAGAAGAAUUAUUUACCUUUCCAGUUUUAAUGGGAAAUUUGCACUUUGAUGGAUACUAACAUAAAUUAAACUUUAUUGAUUGAUUUUUUUUUUCUCCUUAAAUCCCAGCUUUAAAGGGAUAGGUUAACUUGAGUGAAAAUAAAUACACAUCAUAAUGGCAUACCUGGCUUUUGGACAGUAUUAUGUUUCAGGUUCAUUGCUACAUUCCAUUAUAUUCCAUAAUUUAUUAUAAGAAAUGUGUUUGAUAGAAUAAAAAUUUCAGACUAUUGUGGGAAGUGAUUGAGUGCCUGGCAAUUUAAGCUAUGUGUAAAGUAUGCAAGUAAAGACUGAGUCCUUAAUGUCACCUAUGUCCUGGUGUAAUGGCCCAAUAAGUGUCUGAAUUUUAGGUUAAUUUUACAAAGAAGACUUCAGAUAGCCUGAGGUGUAAGAUUCCCAUGUUUGCUCCUCUUUAACAAUUU